AUGAGAGAAGUUAUUAGUAUUAAUGUUGGUCAAGCUGGUUGUCAAAUUGGUAAUGCCUGCUGGGAAUUAUACUCUUUGGAACAUGGUAUUAGACCGGACGGUUAUUUACAAGAUGGUCUAACUAGACCAAAGGGUGGGGAAGAAGGUUUUUCCACCUUUUUCUAUGAAACAGGAGCUGGUAAGUACGUUCCAAGAGCCAUCUAUGUGGAUUUAGAACCAAACGUUAUUGAUGAAGUUCGUAAUGGACCAUACAAAGAUUUUUUCCACCCUGAACAAUUAAUUAAUGGUAAAGAGGAUGCUGCCAAUAAUUAUGCUCGUGGUCACUACACUGUAGGAACCCAAAUUAUUGAUGAAGUUACUGACAGAAUUAGAAGAAUGGCUGACCAAUGUGAUGGUUUACAAGGCUUUCUUUUUACCCACUCUUUAGGUGGUGGUACCGGUUCAGGUCUUGGUUCAUUGUUACUAGAACAAUUAGCAGAAAAUUAUGGUAAAAAAUCUAAAUUAGAAUUUGCUGUCUAUCCUGCCCCACAGGUUUCUACAUCUGUUGUAGAACCAUAUAACACCGUUUUAUCUACACAUUCUACUUUAGAACAUUCCGACUGUACGUUCAUGUUGGACAAUGAAGCUAUUUAUGAUAUGUGUACAAAGAGAUUGGGUAUUGCUAGACCAAAUUUCAAGCAUCUAAAUAACUUAAUUGCUCAAGUCGUAUCUUCUGUGACUGCCUCACUAAGAUUCGAUGGUUCUUUAAACGUUGAUUUAAAUGAAUUCCAAACUAAUUUGGUUCCAUACCCAAGAAUUCACUUCCCAUUGGUCUCAUAUGCACCAUUUGUCUCUAAGAAUAGGGCCAACCAUGAAUCUAAUUCUGUAGCUGAGAUUACCAAUUCUUGUUUUGAACCAGGCAAUCAAAUGGUCAAAUGUAACCCAGCUACAGGUAAAUAUAUGGCUAACUGCUUACUAUAUAGAGGUGAUAUUGUCACUAGAGAUGUGCAAAGCGCUGUUACACAAGUCAAAAAUAAGAAGGUUGUUCAAAUGGUUGACUGGUGUCCAACAGGUUUCAAAAUUGGUAUCUGUUACGAACCACCAAGUGUGACUCCAAAUUCUGAAUUAGCUGAUGUUACAAGAGCUGUCUGUAUGCUAUCUAAUACUACUGCAAUUGCUGAAGCUUGGAAAAGAAUUGAUGAAAAAUUCGAUCUAAUGUAUAACAAACGUGCAUUUGUUCACUGGUAUGUUGGUGAAGGUAUGGAAGAAGGUGAAUUCACUGAAGCCAGAGAAGAUUUAGCUGCAUUGGAAAGGGAUUAUAUCGAAGUUGGUACUGAUUCCUUUGCUGAUGAGGAAGAAUAUUAA
Molecule: messenger RNA, 1344 nt
Organism: Arxiozyma heterogenica
Lineage: Eukaryota; Fungi; Ascomycota; Saccharomycetes; Saccharomycetales; Saccharomycetaceae
Gene: TUB3
Product: alpha-tubulin TUB3
Exons: 1
Coding region: 1-1344 (447 amino acids)
Biological process (GO): mitotic cell cycle; nuclear migration by microtubule mediated pushing forces; nuclear division
Cellular component (GO): spindle; cytoplasm; microtubule
Molecular function (GO): structural constituent of cytoskeleton; GTP binding
Source: RefSeq, a predicted model, not a curated record